AUGGGUGAAUUCUUGAAAGAUUUACCAUCGUUGGAUAGAGACAACUUUAGUCGAGUUCGAAAAUCAAGCUCGGAUGUGACUAGAACGACAGUUCGAGUAUAUUUAUCAACGAGGGACGACAGCUCGGAACGUGCCAAGAAAAUAGGCACCGACAAAACAAAUUCCUUGUUGCGUUAUUAUUAUCUGCAUAGUAAUUCUAAACAAGAUCAUAAUGGAGAAAAUGAUGCAAAUUCGAGUAAAGAAUCUGAUCGUAAAAGAAAAUUAAAAAGUAAAGAUAAUUCUACUACUGGGCCAAAAAAGAGCCGCAUGUAG
Messenger RNA from Trichoplax adhaerens, 312 nucleotides. RefSeq lists its product as uncharacterized. The record is from RefSeq and is a predicted model, not a curated record. The coding region runs from base 1 to 312 and encodes 103 amino acids. Gene Ontology annotation, biological process: positive regulation of proteasomal ubiquitin-dependent protein catabolic process. Lineage: Eukaryota; Metazoa; Placozoa; Uniplacotomia; Trichoplacea; Trichoplacidae. The transcript is spliced from 5 exons. Gene Ontology annotation, cellular component: Cul4-RING E3 ubiquitin ligase complex.